UCCUCCUAUCCUCUUGUCGCAUAUUGAUCCAGCCGCUAGCAGAUCGUUAGCUUUUGUGUCAGUAUGGUGUCUGCGGUGUGUCAGUGUUUGUCCGUUGUUUCUGGCUAAAGGUAUCCGGCACUUGGUGGCUUUAAUGUUCCGUGCAGCUAAUCUAAAAACCAUCGGCAAAGCGGGAACUGGCUGGCACUUUCGCCGGACGAUGGACGAGCUGGUCCAUGACCUGGUGUCAGCAUUAGAGGAGAGCUCCGAGCAAGCUGCCCGUGGUGGUUUCGGCGAUGGGGGGGACCACGCGCUGGCCGUGGGCUGCCUGCUGAAGAGACAGGCCCGCAAACGGAGGGGUAGGAAGAGGCGCUCGGACAACCCGCACCCGCCCUGGGAGACGGGCCACCUGAGCGAGGGAUCGGAGUCCAGUGUGGAGGAACAUAAGGACUACCGUGCCAGUACGGGAGGCGUCUCUGCAGCUAACAGCCAUGCCCGUGACAACAGCGACUCGGAUGAGCAGCUUGGCCCCAAACGGCGAACCCCGCACACAGACAUGGGACGGAGCAAGAGGCCCCUUUGGCCGGACGACCUGGGCGUCCUGGGGUGCGUGGAGGGAACUCGAAGCCUCAGGCGGCGACGUAAGGUGAAACGAAUGGCUGUCGACCCCCCCGCAGAACCGGAACCCCCCUCCUGCACGAUGCUCGGGCCGCCGCCCGUGCCCAAAGCCAGAGCUGGUGGCAGGCCGCACAGACUGGGGGCGAGCGAGGGCAGGGUCGCCAUGGAGCUCUGUGUGGGUGGCCUGGUAGGGUCAGGGGGAGGGAAGAACAGGGUGAAAAAGAGGAAACUGGCGCCCCACAGGCUGGGACUGGAAGCUGCGGAUGAGGGAGUGGUGGUCGAAAGUGAAGACCCCAUCUCUUCUCCGAUGGAAGGGUCCAAGGACAAGAUGGAGCUGGAGGAGCAGAAGGGCUCGGACGAAGACAUGAGUGACAGGUGUGAGACCAGCAGUGUCAGUAACAGCAGUGACGGAGGCCUCUAUACUAACGACGAGGGAAGGCAAGGGGACGACGAACAGAGCGACUGGUUCUACGAGGGUGAGCCGGGGUCCGGAUCGGGACCCGGCGGUGCCUGCGGGAUAGCAGGAGUGGUCCCCUGGUGGGAGAGGGACACCGGGUCCGAGGAGCUGGACCUGGCUGACCCCGUCUUCAACAGCAUUCUCACUGGAUCCUUUCCGCUCAUGAGCCCCGGAGCACAAAGAGGCUUUCAGGCCAGGUUGAGUCGUCUCCAUGGAAACCAGCAGGCGUCAGAUGCAGGGCUGCAGGGAAGCUCCAGCCAGGGUUUCAAUGAGAGGCUGGCCAGGCAAACCCAGGACUCCCACGAGCCUUGGUUUAGCUCGGGCUCGAGGAGGGAGCACGGACAGCUGCACUGGGACCCGCGGACGGACAGAGGACAUCGGAGGAGCUGUUCGGUGAAAACAGCCAGCAGACAGACCAGCGGGCACCUCGGCUCUCUAUGUACGGGGGAUGUCAAGCGGAGGCGAAAAGCAGCCCCCCUCGGUUCCACGGCGCCCCCAGGAGUGGUCGGGGAGAACGCGCCUCCCAUCCCUGACAACAACAUGGGGAGCCGCAUGCUGCAGAGCAUGGGCUGGAGCCCGGGUAUGGGCCUGGGUCCGGAGGGUAGAGGCAUCACCGAGCCCAUCCGGGCCACCCAGAGACCCAAAGGCACCGGUCUGGGCUUCAACUAAAAACUCCCAGGGUCUGGAUCCCGAACCUGACGCAGUCCAGGACGAGAUGCCCCAUCAAAGAGGGGACGUAUGAGACUCUCCUCAGGGUGAUGGGGGGUUGAAAAAAAAAAAAAAAAAAAAAGUUCCAGAGUAAUUUAAGCAUGUGAGAGUGCAAGAACAUAGACUCGUCAUAGCAGCAGAGUCUGUGAUGAAAGGAGAACUUCCCCAUAUUGGGGAAGCCGCAAGAAGCCCGACACAUCAACACGGACUCCCUGACACGUGAGAGCGGAGAGUGUUGGAACUGAGCCGGGUAAAAGACGUCUUGCGAACACGUCCUCUCAAGAAACUCCACGUUGUAGACAAUGACGCCUCGUCUCAUCUGUUACCUCAGACGCCAUCGUUACAGGCCAGACAUCUGAGGUAUUGUUGACUAUAAAGUGAGCGCGGUGCUUCAGGGUGCGCCAACAGUGGCGGCGCGGUUUGUUUCCAGUCAGCGGCGUCGCGUUGGGAACGAAUGAUGAAUGGUUUUGUCCCAUAUUGCACAAGAAUGUUUAAAUCAGAGCUUUGAGUCGGCCAUACCUCAAGAUUUAUUUUUAGGUUCCUUUUAUUGUAAUGAAGUUAGGGCACGCUGUAUUGAUGCUCUUGGGGAUGUGAAUGUUGUUCCCUGUCCAUUUUUUAUUUUUCGUUUAGCGGAAGGAGUCAUGAAGAAUGUUUUUAUCUCCGUAAAGCCGCAGCGCUCCCCUUCGUCCAGCACCACUACGCACGUUCUGCCGAUUUUUACUAAGAAAACACACAUUUGUGCACGCGAGGAGAAGUCUUGCUUUUCUGUCCCGUUUUACCAGGUAUUAUUUGAGGGUUUGUAAAACUCAUCGCAAACGGACUGCAGCGUUUAACCACGCUCAGUGACAAAGUGACAGGUUACAAGAGUUUCGGUGUUCCCAAGCAGGUUUAGUAAGAAAAGGGGAUAUUGCUGUCGUACACAUUUAAAGGCCCCACAUACGGGUGUUUUCACUUCCCUUCCUUGAUUAGACUUUUUCUCAGGACUGUGGGGAAGUACAGACCGUGGCCGACAUCUAAUCUCAGAAGUGAAAACACCUGACACCAGACGGGACGCGAUAUGUCAAAUAUGUUCUUUUUGUUAUUUUUUAAAUUAGUAGUAAACCCAUCUCUGUUCGCCUGAUUGGGACGUUGGGACUCUUCAUUUCAACUGUCGGACCAUUUAGCUCGUUAGCGUAUUUUCCAUUCGUAGAUUGCUGUGAAUAUAGAUUUAAUAUACGUUUUCAUACACCUGGGAGGGGAAAAAUGUGAAAACGAGACUUAGAAAUUGUGCAGAAAGACGUACUGUAGCAAUACUGUUUUCCUCUAAACAUCUUGGCUUUUAACCACGAUGGAAUUCAUGGCAAUGUUUUUGUUUCCACACCCCGUCUGGGCCAAGACCGGUUAAGAGAAACGUGAGCUGAGAGUUGAGUGACAGAAAAACGUGUAAUAAACAUGAAGACUGUCAAAACUA
Mugil cephalus (flathead mullet) is the source of this 3212-nucleotide messenger RNA. It is a transcript of the gene gpatch2, whose product is annotated as G patch domain containing 2. The transcript is spliced from 10 exons. NCBI's taxonomy places the organism in Eukaryota, Metazoa, Chordata, Actinopteri, Mugiliformes, Mugilidae. Gene Ontology annotation, molecular function: nucleic acid binding. The coding region runs from base 134 to 1723 and encodes 529 amino acids. The record is from RefSeq and is a predicted model, not a curated record.